This is a messenger RNA of Ochotona princeps (American pika), 1646 nucleotides long. RefSeq names its product DDB1 and CUL4 associated factor 4 (gene DCAF4). The record is from RefSeq and is a predicted model, not a curated record. Gene Ontology annotation, cellular component: Cul4-RING E3 ubiquitin ligase complex. Gene Ontology annotation, molecular function: protein binding. Lineage: Eukaryota; Metazoa; Chordata; Mammalia; Lagomorpha; Ochotonidae. The coding region runs from base 230 to 1417 and encodes 395 amino acids. The transcript is spliced from 12 exons.
CCAAGUGACCCUCCUUUGUGUUAGCAGACCUCACACGGAGGCUCCAGAGAGCCAGGAUCCUGGCCCCAGCAAUGCUGAGUCCCCAUCCACCUCGUCCACCUGUGCAGGGAGUUCCGUGCCAGAGCUGCCGGGGUUUUACUUUGAUCCUGAGAAGAACCGCUACUUCCGCCUGCUGCCCGGAAAUAACAACUGCAACCCCCUCACGUUGGAGGGCAUCCGCUUGAAGGAAAUGGAGAAGAAACGGCUGCUGCUGCUAAAGGAAGAGGAAAAACAGGAAAAGAAAGCAGCCAGAAAGCGGUUUAAUGCGUCUUCCUUCCUCCAAAAACGCCAGCUGGGUUUUUUCAAUGGCACCAGUUACUGCCGUUUGGCGCAUGAGCUGCGGCUGAGCUGCAUGCAGAGGAAGAAGGUCCAGAUCCAGAGCUCAGACCCCUCCGCUCUGGCGAGUGACCGAUUUAACCUCAUCCUGGCGGAUACCAGUAGCAGCCGGCUCUUCACGGUUAAUGAUGUCAGAGUCGGAGGCUCCAAGUACGGGAUUAUGAGCCUGCACGGUCUGAAGCCACUCACGCCACAGGUGCACAUGCAUGAAAACCUCUACUUCACCAACCGUAAGGUGAACUCCGUGUGCUGGGCCUCGCUGAAUCAUCUGGAUUCCCACAUUCUGUUGUGCCUCAUGGGACUCGCAGAGACCCCAGGCUGUGCCACUCUGCUGCCUGCAUCCCUGUUUGUCAGCAGUCACCCAGGAGACCGACCUGGCAUGCUGUGCAGCUUCCGCAUCCCCGGUGCGUGGUCCUGUGCCUGGUCUUUGAACAUUCAGGCGAACAACUGCUUCAGUACUGGUUUGUCUCGGCGCGUCCUGUUGACCAACGUGGUGACGGGACACCGGCAGACAUACGGGACCAACAGUGACGUCCUGGCGCAACAGUUUGCUCUCCUGACUCCACUGCUGUUUAAUGGCUGUCGUUCCGGGGAGAUUUUUGCCAUUGAUCUACGUUGCCCUAGUCAGGGCAGUGGCUGGAAGGCUGCCCGUCUGUUUCAUGAUUCGGCAGUGACCUCAGUGCGAAUCCUCCAGGAAGAACAGUGCCUUAUGGCAUCGGACAUGGCUGGGAAGAUCAAGCUGUGGGACCUGCGGUCCGCCAAGUGCCUCCGGGAGUACGAAGGUCACGUGAAUGAGUAUGCCUACUUGCCCCUGCACGUGCAUGAGGAAGAGGAGAUCCUGGUGGCAGUGGGCCAGGACUGCUACACACGGAUCUGGAGCCUGCACGACGGCCUUCUGCUCAGGACCAUCCCCUCUCCACACCCCACGUCCAAAGCCGACAUCCCCAGUGUGGCCUUCUCCUCUCGGCUCGGGGGCUCUCGAGGGGCGCCGGGGCUGCUCAUGGCCGUGGGACGGGACCUCUACUACUUUUCCUAUAGUUAGUGCUGCAGGGCACGGCCUGGAGGAGCAUGGACCAACCUGCAGGAACAAAACAUGGUUUAUUUCCAUUUUGGACUGGGACACGCAGGUGGUACUGGCUGCCACAGAGGCUGUGCACAGCUGCCAGGGCAUGGUGCCAUGUCUUGGGCAAAGGUGGCUCUGCAGUUACUUCCGUUACAGUCUGGGCUCAGGGAGCUGGAAAGUGCUCUUCAUAAAAAGUACUUGUAUCAUU